This is a messenger RNA of Acanthamoeba castellanii str. Neff, 2901 nucleotides long. RefSeq names its product Rap/ran-GAP protein. The record is from RefSeq and is a predicted model, not a curated record. NCBI's taxonomy places the organism in Eukaryota, Discosea, Longamoebia, Acanthamoebidae. Gene Ontology annotation, cellular component: cytoplasm. Gene Ontology annotation, molecular function: GTPase activator activity. Gene Ontology annotation, biological process: regulation of small GTPase mediated signal transduction; activation of GTPase activity. The coding region runs from base 1 to 2901 and encodes 966 amino acids. The transcript is spliced from 16 exons.
AUGGAGAUGGAGAUGAUGGAGGCUGUGGAAGAGAACACGCAGGCCAAGAACCCAAUGGAGGGGGACCAGCUGGUGAGCAAAGGAGGGGAUGACCCUGAGGCCAACCCGCUCCACCCGCAAGAGGUCGACGUAGCGGGCCACCGCAUCCUAAAGCCCACCGUCAAGUCGCUGGUGACGGCGUACGAGACACACACGCUACACGGGAAGAAGCAGGUGCUGGAACACAUCAGCGAAGAGGAGUGGCGCCUCAUUCGCGACACCAAGAUCCAGGCCUCUGGCAAGUGGAUCACGCGGGACGCGAAGGACGGCAGCUCCCCGCAGACUACCCCGCGCUCGCCGCAGCGCCGCGGCACGAACCCGCCCCGCUCGGCCGGCAGGGGUCACUGGCCGGACCGCAUCACGGCUGGGGCGGGCGAGAGGAGCGAAAAGACCAAGAAGGCGAAGGCGAAGGCGAAGACAGACGGUGAGGGCAAGAAGGCGGAAGCAACGACGAAGCAGCACAAAAGGCGGAAGAGCCGCGAGAAACUCGAGGCUGCGAUUGUCGCCAGGAGCGGCGAUGACGAGGAAGACUCCGGCUACCAUGCUGGGCGCAAUUCGCUGGUGUGUAAUGGACAUCGGAAUGCACGCUACAGACGCAAUGCCGGGUCUACGCCGGGGCCAGUACGACUCGUCUACGAAGAGGGCCGAGGAGGCAACACCAACUUCACCAAGAUCAACCGAAAGCGCAGGAGCACCCCAGCAAACGACGUGACGUGCGUGUACAGCCUCACGUGCAACCUGGCGGCCGACGACACGAGGGAGAUCCACUUCUCGGGGAAGCGCAAGUCAGCUGAAAUCGCCCGCUCCGAGCUCGCGCCCCUCAAUAUCCUCAGCAUCGGCCAAUCCUUGGAGCCACAGGAGGGGACCGACGACAACCCGGCCCUGGCCACCGAUGCCAGCAGCGGCGGUGCCACGCUCUCUGCGUCGGCCGCCGGAACUGCGGCGGCACUCGCACCGAUCUCGCCUGCCGUGCCCAGUCGCGGCCGCAAUGCGUGGGCCAGCCUGCUGUCCAAGGUGAGCGGCUGGAGCGGCGACAAGGAGCUCCGGGCCAGCAGACGCGAGGAGCGGCGGCGCUCGAAGAACGUCACCAAAGAGGGGUCCCGGCAGGAGUUCAACCGGCAGGGCAGCACCGGCAGUGGCCUCGCAGUGAGCAGGAACCGCCGCGAGAUCGGUGGUGAUAGUGCGACGCUGGACAUAAGCAGCAGCGGCGAACGGCAACGCGGGCGGAGCUGGGGCAAGUACGAGGGCAAGUUGGUGAAGCGGGAGAAGCGGGACGAAGACGAAACACAACACACGCAGACGCAGGGCAAGAUCGACCCGACGGAUAAGCGCAAGGCCCGCGACAAGCGAGCGGUCCAGCGCCACCAGCUCCAGCAGCAGCAGCAGCCCACCACCCCGCGCGGCCAACCGCAGCAGCACCCGAACACGGCCCGCCAGGCCUCCCAUGUGCAGCCGCGGGAGAAGGUGCCGCCGAGUUCGCAGUCAAUGUCGAUGCCGGCCGUCACGCCCGGCGAGCCCUGGUCGACCCGUCCGUCCCCGCGGCGCCCUUCGAUGCCGGUCAACAGUGUCACGGGCUCAACGUCGUCUUCGUCGUCAUCGCCUUCGACUUCACCGCUGGGGGGAUCGGCGCCGUUGAUGUCGUCAUCGUCGUCUCUGUCGUCCUCCAAGUCCGCGCCCGGCCUGGGCCAGAGCCAGAACGCGGUGGCGCCCAAGUCUGCGGACAAGAGCAACAAUCAGCCGCGGGCCUCGCGGGUCAACACCAGUCUGCGCUUCAUGAAAUUUCAUUCCGAUGGUGCGCAGGAGGGGAGCAAUGGCGGUGGUCGGGCGGAGUCGUCGCCCGAGGCAGCUGCGAGGGGCGAGCGAGGGCGGGAGGAGAGCCCUCCUGCGCCGCACGUGCCCCAGAGGCGGGUGCAGCCCGAGCGGCUGACCUCCCACUCGUCCAUGUUCCUCAACAAGCUCGGCCUCUCGAGCGAGACGCGGCUCGAGGUCUACCGUGUACUCAUACAGACCCGCAAGUCGAUGAAGUUCAAGGCGGUGACCGCCGACAUCCGGGACGAGCUGCUCAAGCUGGAGCGAAGCUUCAACUCACAAAACUACAAAUUCGGCGUGCUCUACUGCAAGAAGGGGCAGACCGAGAACGAAAUGUUCACCAACGUGGUCGACAAUUCCAACAAGUGCUAUGAGCGAUUCCUCAAUUUCCUGGGCGAGAGAAUCCCGCUCAAGGGCUGGAAGAACUACACCGGCGGCCUCGAUGUAAAGAACGAAUCGACGGGAGACGAGUCGGUCUACACAGAGUUCAGGGAGCAGCGGAUCAUGUUCCACGUCUCCACGCUGCUGCCCUACUACCCGCGGGACGAGCAGCAGGUUGAGCGCAAGCGACACCUGGGCAACGACAUCGUGGUCAUCGUCUUCCUCGAGCCGGGCGCCCAAUUCACGCCACGGCUCAUGACCACCCAGUUCAAUCAUAUUUAUUGUGUGGUGCAAAUGGAGGACGCCGACUCGGAUGUGCCGGCGGUGCGCGUCGAGUACGCCGCGAAGCGUCUGCUGGCCCCCGGCUUCGAGUUGGUGCGGACUAUCCACAAGCACACCCUCAACGAGCGCACCACGGAGUCGCUGGCCAGGUUGCUGCUGCGGUUCUUCAAGGCCCACGACCGGGAGCGGGAUCUGCUGCAAUGGGUCGUGUCCGAGGAGGUGACCAAGGCCGCCAACCCCGACACCAUCUUCAGAGAAGAGUCUCUGUCGAUGAAGCUGCUGUCGUUGAAUGCCUUCACCGGCCGUGGCAUCGAGUUUCUGGAGCGGACCGUCUUGGUUCUCAUUCGCGACGUUCAGGAAUUGAACCUCAGUCUCGAGGUGCGCACUUGA